AUGAUGGAUUUUCUUAUUCUUCUCCUCUUACUUUUUGCUGGAACUUCGGAAACACAGGCUGAUACUUUCAAUGCUGUUGCUGGUAGCAGGUACGAUGUAACUGUCUCUUCCAUUUCUGCUACAACAUAUAGCUCACCUGUUAGCAGAACAGUGACAACAAAUGUAACAAAACCAGGGCCCCCAGUGUUUCUAGCAGGGGAAAGAGUUGGGUCUGCUGGGAUUCUCCUAUCUUGGAAUACACCACCUACUCCAAAUGGAAGAAUUCUCUCUUACAUUGUGAAAUAUAAGGAAGUUUGCCCAUGGAUGCAAACUGUUUACACACAAGUUAGAGCAAAGCCAGACAGUCUGGAAGUUCUUCUUACAAAUCUUAAUCCCGGAACAACGUAUGAAAUUAAGGUUGCUGCUGAAAAUAGCGCUGGCAUUGGCGUUUUCAGUGAUCCAUUUCUCUUCCAAACUGCUGAAAGUGCACCAGGAAAAGUUGUGAACCUCACAGUUGAAGCCUUUAACUAUUCAGCAGUGAACCUGAUUUGGUAUUUACCUCGACAACCAAAUGGCAAAAUUACAAGCUUCAAGAUCAGUGUCAAACACGCCAGAAGUGGGAUAGUAGUAAAAGAUGUCUCAAUCCGUGUAGAGGACCUUUUAACUGGGAGAUUGCCAGAAUGCAAUGAAAAUAAUGAAUCAUUUUUAUGGAGUACGACCAGCCCUUCUCCAACCCUGGGUAGGGUUACACCCACAGUGAGAACCACACAUGCAUCAAGCACGUUGACAAGGAGUAAGAUAAGCUCUGUGUGGAAGGAGCCUAUCAGUUUUGUGGUGACACAUUUGAGACCUUAUACAACGUAUCUUUUUGAAGUUUCUGCUGUUACAACUGAAGCAGGUUAUAUUGAUAGUACAAUUGUCAGAACACCAGAAUCAGUGCCUGAAGGACCACCACAAAACUGUGUGACAGGCAACGUUACAGGAAAAUCCUUUUCAAUUUCAUGGGACCCACCAACUAUAGCAACAGGAAAAUUUAGUUAUAGAGUUGAACUAUAUGGACCAACAGGUCGAAUUUUGGAUAACAGCACAAAAGACCUUAAAUUUACAUUCGCAAACCUAAUACCCUACACAAUGUAUGAUGUGUAUAUUGCAGCUGAAACCAGUGCAGGAAUUGGACCCAAAUCAAAUAUAUCAAUAUUCACUCCUCCAGAAGUUCCAGGUGCAGUAUUUGAUUUACAACUUGCAGAAGUAGAAGCCACACAAAUAAGAAUCACUUGGAAGAAACCACAACAACCAAAUGGAAUCAUUAACCAAUACCGAGUGAAAGUGACAAUUUCCGAGACAGGCAUUAUUUUGGAGAAUACUUUGCUCACAGGAAUAGAUGAGUAUCUAAAAGACCCCCUGGCUCCAGAAAAAAUGAACGUAGUGGAGUCAAUGGCAGAGUUACUCGAGGGCUCGGCGGAGCUGUCUUCCGACCUGUAUUCACUCGCUUCAGUUAUCUAUAACAGUCAUCCACAUACCCACUUUCCUGCAAGAAAUAGAGCUGAAGACCAGCAUGUGGGAACUACUAGGAAUCAGUAUAUCACUGACAUUACUGCUGAACAGCUGUCUUAUGUUAUCGGGAAACUUGUACCUUUCACUGAGCACAUGAUUAGUGUAUCUGCUUUCACCAUCAUGGGAGAAGGACCGCCAACUGUUCUCAGUGUUAGAACACGUGAGCAAGUGCCAAGCUCCAUUCAAAAUAUUAACUAUAAAAAUAUUAGUUCUUCAUCAAUUUUGUUGUAUUGGGAUCCUCCUGAGUUUCCAAAUGGAAAAAUAACUCAUUAUACAAUUUAUGCAAUGGAACUGGAUACAAAGAGAGCCUUCCAGAUGACUACUCUUGACAACAGCUUCCUCAUAACAGGGUUAAAUAAAUAUACAAGAUAUAAAAUGAGAGUAACAGCCUCAACUCAUGUUGGAGAAAGUUCUUUGUCUGAAGAAAAUGACAUAUUUGUGAUAACUCCAGAGGAUGAACCAGAAUCAUCACCUAAAGAUGUUGAAAUCCUUGAUGUUACUGCGCAUGAAAUAAGUUUGAGGUGGUCACCACCCGAGAAACCCAAUGGGAUUAUUAUUGCUUAUGAAGUCCUCUAUCAAAACACAGAUGCCUUAUUCGCAUGGAACACCUCAACCACAGAUAUAAUUUUGAGGGACUUGAAACCUUACACUCUCUAUAACAUUUCUGUAAGGUCAUAUACCAGGGUUGGUCCUGGACAUCAGUUAUCUUCUUUACUUCCUGUGAGGACUUCAGAGACUGUGCCUGAUAGUGCACCAGAAAAUAUUACUUACAAAAAUAUUUCUUCUGGAGAGAUUGAGCUAUCAUUCCUUCCCCCGAGGAGUCCCAAUGGAAUCAUACAAAAAUAUACAAUUUAUCUCAAGAGAAGUAAUGGAAAUGAAGAAAGAACUAUAAAUACAACCUCUUUGACCCAGAGUAUUAAAGAACUGAAGAAAUAUACUCAAUAUCUGAUUGAGGUAUCUGCCAGUACACUCCAAGGUGAAGGAAUUCGAAGUGCUCCCUUAAGUGUACUGACUGAAGAAGAUGCUCCUGACUCGCCCCCCCAAGAUUUCUCUGUGAAACAGUUGUCUGGUGUCACGGUGAAGUUGUCAUGGCAACCACCCUUGGAGCCAAAUGGAAUUAUCCUCUAUUACACAGUUCAUGUCUGGGAUAGCUCAUUAUCAAAAUCUAUAAAUGUAACGGAAACAUCACUGGAGUUUUCAGAUUUAGAUUAUAACGUUGAAUAUAGUGCUUAUGUAACAGCUAGCACCAGAUUUGGUGAUGGGAAAGUAAGAAGCAAUAUCAUUAACUUUCAAACACCAGAGGGAGCACCAAGUGAUCCUCCCAAAGAUGUUCAUUAUGUUAACAUCAGCUCUUCAUCAAUACUUCUCUUCUGGAGACCUCCUUCAAAACCUAAUGGAAUUAUACAAUAUUUUUCUAUUUAUUAUAGAAAUAAUUCAGGUAUUUUUAUAAAGAAUUUUUCACUCCAUGAAGUAUCCAAUGACUUUGACAAUAUGACCGUUUCUGCAAUAAUAGAUAAACUGGCAGUAUACAGCUACUAUACACUUUGGGUAACAGCAAGUACUUCAGUUGGAAAUGGGAAUAAAAGCAGUGAUAUAGUUCAAGUAUAUACAGAUCAAGACAUCCCUGAAGGGCCUGUUGGAAACCUGACUUAUGAGUCCAUUUCAUCGACUGCAGUAAAUGUGAGCUGGUGCCCACCGUCUCAGCCGAAUGGUCUAGUUUUCUACUAUGUUUCUCUGAGCUUACAGCAAACUUCUGGACAAAUUAGACCACCUCAGAUUACAUAUGGAAGAAGCAUGUAUUUUGACAAUCUGGAAAAAUAUACUGACUAUAUAUUACAAAUCACUCCAUCAACAGAAAAAGGCUUCUCUGACGUGUAUACUGCCCAGCUACACAUCAGAACCGAGGAAGAUGUCCCAGAAACUUCACCAAUAAUCAACACUUUUAAAAACCUUUCCUCUACCUCAGUUCUCUUAUCCUGGGAUCCCCCAGUAAAACCAAAUGGUGCAAUAAUAAAUUAUGAUUUAACUUUGCAAGGACCAACUGAGAAUUCUUCUUUAAUUACUUCUGAUAACUAUGUAAUAUUGGAAGAUCUUUCACCAUUUACAUUAUAUAGAUUUUUUGCUGCUGCAAGAACUAUAAAAGGCCUCGGUCCUUCCAGUAUUCUUUUCUUUUACACAGAUGUGUCAGUGCCUUUAGCACCUCCUCAAAAUUUGACUUUAAUCAACUACACUUCAGACUUUGUAUGGCUGAAAUGGAGCCCAAGUCCUGUUCCAGGCGGUAUUAUUCAAACAUACAGUUUUAAAAUUCAUGAACAUGAAAAUGAUACUGUUUUUUAUAAGAAUAUUUCAGGCUCUCAGACUGAAGCCAAACUUGUUGGACUGGAGCCAGUGAGCACUUAUUCUAUCAGCAUAUCUGCCUUUACCAAAGUUGGAAAUGGCAAUCAGUUUAGUAAUGUAGUAAAAUUUACAACCCAAGAAUCAGUUCCAGAUAUUGUACAGAAUAUACAGUGUGUUGCAACUAGCUGGCAGUCAGCGUUGGUGACCUGGGAUCCACCCAAAAGAACAAAUGGAAUAAUUACAUAUUAUAUGAUAACAGUAGGAAGAAAUUCUACCAAAGUCUUGCCUGAAGAUCACACGUAUACAUUUAUGAAACUUCUUGCCAACACCUCAUAUGUCUUAAAGGUAAAAGCCUCAACCUCAGCUGGUGAAGGUGAUGAAAGUACAUGUAACAUCAGCACGCUACCGGAAACAGUACCCAGUGUUCCCGGAAAGAUUGCUUUUUCUCAUGUUCAGUCAACUAGUGCAACACUGACAUGGAUGAGACCUGAAACAAUUCAUGGUUACUUCCAAAAUUAUAAGAUCACCACUCAACUUCGGGCUCAAAAGUGCACAGAGUGGGAACCUGAAGAAUGUGUUGAAAAUCAAAAAGUCCAGUACCUCUAUGAAGUUGAUCUAACAGAAGAGACAGUAUAUGGAUUAAAGAAAUUUAGAUGGUAUAGAUUCCAGGUGGCUGCCAGCACUAAUGCUGGUUAUGGAAAUGCUUCAAAUUGGAUCUCUACACAAACCCUACCUGGUCCUCCAGAUGGUCCUCCUGAAAAUGUCUAUGUAGUAGCAACUUCACCUUUUAGCAUCAACAUCAGCUGGAGUGAACCCGCUGUCAUUACUGGACCAACAUUCUAUCUGGUAGACAUCAAAUCGGUUGAUAGUGAUGAAUUUAAUAUUUCAUUAAUCAAAUCCAAUGAAGAAAAUAAAACCAUAGAGAUUAAAGAUUUAAAAAUAUUUACAAGAUAUUCCGUGAUAAUCACUGCCUUUACUGGAAACAUUAGUGCUGCCCAUGUAGAAGGAAAGUCAUGUGCUGAAGUGAUUGUUACUACUUUAGAAUCAGUCCCUAAGGAUCCACCUAACAACAUGACAUUUCAGAAGAUACCAGAUGAAGUUACAAAAUUUCAGUUAACAUUCCUUCCUCCUUCUCAACCCAAUGGAAAUAUCCAAGUUUAUCAAGCAUUGGUUUGCCGUGAAGAUGAUCCUAUGGCUGUCCAAAUUCAUAACCUCAGUAUUAUUGAGAAAACUGACACAUCUGUCAUUGCAAUGUUAGAAGGGCUGAAAGGUGGGCACACAUACAAUAUCAGUGUUUAUGCAAUCAAUGGUGCUGGUGCAGGGCCAAAAGUUCAGAUGCGAAUAACCAUGGAUAUUAAAGCUCCAGCAAGACCAAGAACCAAACCAAGCCCUAUUUAUGAUGCAACGGGAAAACUUCUUGUGACUUCAACAACCAUUACAAUCAGAAUGCCAAUAUGCUACUACAGUGAUGAUCAUGGACCUAUUAGAAAUGUACAAGUACUUGUAGCAGAAGCAGGAGCUCAGCAUGAUGGAAACAUAACAAAAUGGUAUGAUGCCUAUUUUCAUAAGCCAAGGCCAUAUUUUACAAAUGAAGGCUUCCCUAACCCUCCAUGUACAGAAGGAAAGACUAAGUUCAGCGGAAAUGAAGAAAUCUACAUCAUAGGUGCUGACAAUGCGUGCAUGAUUCCAGGAAACGAAAAUAAACUUUGCAAUGGACCCCUGAAACCAAAAAAGCAAUACUUAUUUAAAUUUAGAGCCACAAACGUCAUGGGACAAUAUACUGACUCUGAUUACUCUGACCCUGUUAAGACUUUAGGUGAAGGGCUUUCAGAAAGAACUGUAGAGAUUAUUCUUUCAGUCACUUUAUGUAUCCUUUCAAUUAUUCUUCUUGGAACAGCUAUCUUUGCAUUUGCAAGAAUUCGACAGAAGCAAAAGGAAGGUGGCACAUACUCUCCUCGGGAUGCAGAAAUUAUUGACACUAAAUUCAAGCUGGAUCAGCUCAUCACAGUGGCAGAUCUGGAACUGAAGGACGAGAGAUUAACGCGGUUACUUAGUUAUAGAAAAUCCAUCAAGCCGAUUAGUAAGAAGUCCUUCCUGCAGCACGUUGAGGAGCUUUGCACUAACAACAACCUAAAGUUUCAAGAAGAAUUUUCGGAACUACCAAAAUUUCUUCAGGACCUUUCUUCAACUGAUGCUGAUCUGCCAUGGAACAGAGCAAAAAAUCGUUUUCCAAACAUAAAACCAUAUAAUAAUAACAGAGUGAAGCUGGUAGCUGAUGUUGGUAUUCCAGGAUCUGAUUAUAUUAAUGCCAGCUAUGUUUCUGGCUACUUAUGUCCAAAUGAGUUUAUUGCUACUCAAGGCCCACUACCAGGAACAGUUGGGGAUUUUUGGAGAAUGGUGUGGGAAACAAGAGCAAAGACCUUAGUGAUGCUUACACAGUGUUUUGAAAAAGGGCGGAUCAGAUGCCAUCAGUAUUGGCCAGAGGACAACAAACCAGUGACAUUCUUUGGAGAUAUAGUGAUCACAAAGCUAAUGGAAGAUGCUCAAAUAGAUUGGACCAUCAGGGAUCUGAAAAUUGAAAGGCACGGAGAUUGCAUGAUUGUUAGACAGUGCAACUUUACUGCCUGGCCUGAGCAUGGUGUUCCAGGAAACAGUGCCCCAUUAGUCCACUUUGUGAAGUUGGUUCGAGCAAGCAGAGCACAUGACACCACCCCUAUGAUCGUGCACUGCAGUGCUGGAGUUGGAAGAACUGGAGUUUUUAUUGCUUUGGAUCACUUAACACAGCAUAUAAAUGAUCAUGAUUUUGUGGAUGUAUAUGGACUCGUAGCUGAACUGAGAAGCGAAAGAAUGUGCAUGGUACAGAACCUGGCACAGUAUAUCUUUUUACACCAGUGCAUUCUGGAUCUCUUAUCAAAUAAAGGAAAUCAUCAGCCCAUCUGCUUUGUUAACUACUCAGCACUUCAGAAGAUGGACUCUCUCGAUGCCAUGGAAGGUGAUGUUGAGCUCGAAUGGGAAGAAACCACCAUGUAA
Sorex araneus (European shrew) is the source of this 6900-nucleotide messenger RNA. RefSeq names its product protein tyrosine phosphatase receptor type Q (gene PTPRQ). Gene Ontology annotation, biological process: protein dephosphorylation. Lineage: Eukaryota; Metazoa; Chordata; Mammalia; Eulipotyphla; Soricidae. The coding region runs from base 1 to 6900 and encodes 2299 amino acids. The transcript has 45 exons. The record is from RefSeq and is a predicted model, not a curated record. Gene Ontology annotation, molecular function: protein binding; protein tyrosine phosphatase activity.